Messenger RNA from Malus domestica (apple), 586 nucleotides. RefSeq lists its product as uncharacterized. Lineage: Eukaryota; Viridiplantae; Streptophyta; Magnoliopsida; Rosales; Rosaceae. The record is from RefSeq and is a predicted model, not a curated record.
CAAAACAUUCCCACAAGUUUUUCAAGUUUGGAUAUGAUUAGGGCAAUGCCUACGUGGCAUAUAAAAUUACUUCUUCCUGCUUAUAAGAGGCCCUGCCACACCAGACAUCCUAAAACAUUCCUAUUCACUGUUAGCAUGCUCAACAUGAGACGACAAAUUCCCACUCAUCUUCUCUUGGUUUGGCUCCUGCUUGCAGCUUCUCAAUACCACCACCACACUACUUAUGUUCAAGAUAUUGAAUCAGUUCAGUUCAAGCUCAAUACUGCACAGCCCGCCUCAGGUUCAGGGUCGUUGGGGUCAAGAACCAGAUAUGUUCUGCCUACUAAGGUCGGUGGAAGGAACAUCCACAAAACUCCAUCAGGACCAAACCCAGUAGGGAAUCAUCGCCCACCAUCGAAGCAAUGAACAUUUGACGCAAUCGUAGUUAACUUAGCAAGUAGAACUAAUUAGAUUAUUGUAUUUGUUAGAGGCCUGAAGGAGAUCAGUGGUUUUCAACUUUUCAUGUAGGUCAAAAAACCUCUCAUCGAGGCAUGUGCUUGUGCAAAAUUGGAUUUAGAACAUCUGAAUUCUAGAAGCUUUUGUGGCA